CAAGGAUUGUUAAAACUGAACAUGUUAUUGUAAGUGUUUUAUAUUUCACUUAACUUUUUUUUUCUUUACUGCUCUACAAUGGCAAAUUUGGAAAUUGUUCUGUUAUUAAUUUCCGGAUUUUCUACUCUGAUUUUUUCACUGGCACCGGAUGCUAAAUUUGAAAUUCAAGAAGAGCUACCCGUCGGGACUUUGGUGGGUCACGUGACAGAGUUACCUAAUCUAUUUCCGGAAUUGUCAGAACGAGACAGGAAACAGCUCCAGUACGGGAUCUUGAACCAGGCCAGCGCUCCCGGGUCGCUGUUCAACAUCAGCCGGACGGGUGGGGCUAUUUACGUUGCCAAGAGAAUCGACCGCGAGGCUUUAUGUCUGGCACUAGCAGACUGCACGCUGACCAUCAACAUCCUGGCGUCAUCACAAUUCCCAUCACAGUUCGAUUCUAAGCUAAUAUCUGUCGUCUUCACCAUCCUCGACAUAAACGAUAACUCUCCCAGUUUUGAAAGGGAGAGCAUCGUUCUUCAAGUCUCAGAAAGGAACUCAAUCGACACCGUGGUUAAAAUCACCGGCGCGAACGAUAAAGAUUACCUCCCCGAGUUCAAGGUCAAAGGUUACACGUUGAACAGCUUUCAGGACGUGUUUCAACUCACGGCGACCAAGACUUUAGACGGCAGCUCGGAGAUUGACCUCAAGCUGAAGCAGUCGCUUGACCGCGAGAUGAAGUCAAGAUACGACUUCACCAUCACGGCCUACGACGGGGGCUCCCCGCCCCUCUCCUCCAUCCUCGCCGUCACCAUCGAGGUCACCGACGUCAACGACAACGAGCCGGUGUUCACCAACAGCUCGUACAACGUCACGCUCGACGGGAAAAUCCCGCUGGGCACCGUCAUCGUGCGCGUGUCGGCCACCGACGCCGACGACGGCAACAACGCUCUGGUGACCUACGACUUCAGCAGCGUUCAGAAAUCCCAACUUGAAACCACAUUUCACAUCGACCCUACCAACGGGAACAUAUCCCUGAUUGGUCCGUUAAAAUCGGGAAUUACCGAUUUCAUCGUCGAAGCUCAGGACAACGGCACCCCGCGCUUGAAAACUCAAACGGUCGUCCGCGUCAACGUCAUCAACACCGGAAACACGCCCCCGAGAGUUACCAUAACAACCGUGGGCGCAAACUCGGACCAGAAUGUCGUGUCGGUGUUGGAGCCCGGCGGCCGUGGACUUUUUGUCGCGUUCGUCGCCGUGGAAGACGACAAAAUCGACAAUGUUGUUUGCGACAUCAGUAACGAGGUUUUCAAGAUGGAGCCGGUGCCGAACAAAGGGUACAAGAUAGUUCUACAGGGAACCGUCGACAGGGAGACUAGGGAUUCCUACAACCUGACCGUCGUCUGCAACGACCGUGGCGACCCCCCUCUUCAAGCCUCGGCCAAUUUCACCGUUAAAAUCGAAGACGCCAACGACAACGCUCCGGAAUUCACCCAGAAAAGGUACUCAAGGACAAUCAAAGAAGGUAAAAAAAAUAGCGACUUCGUUCUUCAAGUUUCGGCUAUUGAUAAAGACGCCGGAAACAACGCAGUGAUCUCGUAUAGUAUCGACUCUGAUUACAAACAAUACUUCGAUAUCGAUUCUAAGUCUGGUAUCUUAAAAGCUGUUGGUGAUUUAGAUAGAGAAUCGACACCCGUUUUGAGAUUCAACGUAUACGCAACAGACAAAGGUGUCCCUCCUUUGGAAAGCUCGUCCGAAAUCGUCAUCAUUUUGGAGGAUGUCAACGACAAUGCCCCACAGUUUGAUGAAAAAGUUUUCCGAUUUCAAACUCCAGAAGAGGUCGGUGGUACCAGAAUAAUCGCCAGUCUUCGUGCGACCGAUCCUGACGAAGGGGUAAACAGCCAGCUGGAGUAUUUUUUCACCGGAUCCCUCGACGGUGCGGAUGGAGCGUUCACCGUUUUACAAAAUGGUUCGAUUAUGUGCUCGGUUAAGCUAAACCGCGAAGAAAGGGUUAACUACUCCUUCUCGGUUAUGGUACGCGAUAAAGGCAAUCCUCCUUUGAUGUCAACUGCGAAUGUUGUCAUUGAAGUUACGGACAUAAACGACAAUACACCUAUCAUUUUGUUCCCGAAGACACAAAACCACACAGUUCUAAUCUCAAACAUACCAGAAAGUGGAGUCAUCCUCAGCCGCAUUAUUGCGUACGACGACGACGCCGAUGAAAACGGAACGCUGAGGUUCUCCGUGACGUCCGGCAACGACGACCGAGCUUUCCAGAUCUCGGAGACGACGGGUGAGUUCAAGAUCGCCGACGCUUCCAGGCUGAAGAACAAUAAACACUACGACGUCGGGUUGACCGUUUCUGACCGCGGUACACCCCCGCGGUCGAACACGACUUUUUUGAAAAUCGACGUCCAGUAUGACAACUACACCAAAGAGCUGGUCAAAAACGAACAGCAGAAACAGGAGGAUUACAUCAUCAUCGUCGCUGUCGUCGCCGCGGUGACCGUUAUCUUCUCCACGCUCAUCAUCGUCGCGAUUUGCGUCGUUUUUCAAAAAGACCGAAGCGGGCGUCGAAAACCGAGCCCCAAAGGUUCCUUCCACAACCUCCACGCGCCGGAAACGCUAACCGAUGAAGAAAAAGUUCCAGCUAGUAGUUUGGAAAUUGUUUCGGCACCAGGGCAACAUCAGCAUUACACGAUGAACAACCUCUCCUCCCCUCCCAGUGGCAACACCCGAUCACAAGAAGAAAACGGAUCCUUUUUUCAAGUGAAGCCGUCACAUCCGGAAUCGUUCCAGAACCCCAGAGGCAAGGCGGUGAGUUUCAGCCUGGGGGAGGCGGACGUGAAGUCGGCGUCGCGUCACGUUUCUCCGAGAGACGAAGCCCCCCUGUUCUCCACCUUCGGGGCCCCCCGCCCCGGGGACGGGGAUAUGUACCACCAGCGGUCAUCUUCGAAGCGACAGAGUGAUGACGUCACUAGUGACACUUCCGCUGACACGACCACCAGUGACAGUGGGCGUGGCAACAGCGUCGAUGACGUCAACUUUGAACAAAUUAUGCAAGGUGAACUGUCACCACCCCUCAACUCUCGCCGUAGGAGCGACGACGCACAACAGCCACCACGGAAGCAUGUUAUUCCAGAAAACCCCGGGAGGGCGUCAUACCACGUGAGGUUCUCCCAGCACCCCGGGAAGCCAUUCCCCCCAGACAUCCCGCCCAAGCAGAAGUUAACCCCCAGCUACGAGGGCGCCCGGCCGUUUUCCCGCCCCAACAUUUCCGAGUACACGGAACAACAUCCGUUUCCGGGUAACAAAGGCCUGCCCGCCAUCUCCCACUCCAGUAACAAGCUCAGCACCUUCCUGACGCCGCGUCAGUUGUCUGUGACGUCGAUGGACGACGACGCAUCUACGACGACUUCCGGAAGCUACGUCAUCAACCCGGAUGAGGUCAGAAUGGACACGUUUAUCGGUGCUGACGUCAUUGUAUAAUCAUCUACAUUAUGCAAAACAUAAAAGUCGUUCAAAAUCACCC
Messenger RNA from Physella acuta, 3508 nucleotides. Its product is annotated as protocadherin gamma-A12-like. NCBI's taxonomy places the organism in Eukaryota, Metazoa, Mollusca, Gastropoda, Physidae. Gene Ontology annotation, molecular function: calcium ion binding. The record is from RefSeq and is a predicted model, not a curated record. Gene Ontology annotation, cellular component: plasma membrane. Gene Ontology annotation, biological process: homophilic cell-cell adhesion.